Oppiella nova is the source of this 1391-nucleotide messenger RNA. The record is from the annotation of a GenBank genome assembly. NCBI's taxonomy places the organism in Eukaryota, Metazoa, Arthropoda, Arachnida, Sarcoptiformes, Oppiidae.
CUAAAAGCAAGAAAAUGACUAAAUUAUCCACUUCUCAAAGAUCUCUUCUCGAGCGCAAUAUAAAGGCGCGAUCCAUGGCUUUCCUACCCGUCAACAGCUCUCUGGCCUCACGGCCUAACAUUCCGGCCAUUCUAUUACAAGAAGAACCGGAUCCAAGUACAGAACCAGCGCUCAGUGAAUAUCAACCGCCGCCCACUUGUUUGGACGACUCAGUGACUCUGAAACAAGGAGUUAUGAAUCGAUCGAAACUGAUUGAAGGGGGGAAACGAUUGCGAAAGAAUUGGUCCAAUUGUUACUUAGCGGUCACUCAUUACUAUCUACUCUUCUUUAAGGACAUGAAGUCCGCCCAAUCGGGGUCCAAACCUGAGAUAAUCAUAGACCUGACCGGAGCCAUGAUCUCCUGGUCCCCCGAGAAGUCGAGUCGAAAAAAUUGCUUUCAAGUGAGUACUGUUGCCGGACAACAGGUUCUGCUGCAGGAGGAGUGCGCUCUCACUUGCAAAGAGUGGUUCGAUCUGAUCAAGAAUGCCAUUCACAGACUGCCAAUGGUAUCGAUUUGCGAUGAAUCCGAUAAUUAUGACAAACAGGGAUCGAAACUCAAACGAUCCAAAUCUACAAAACAAUAUCGAAAGCGUGAGGAUUUGGCAGAGAAUGAGUUGUCGACCAGUUUUCCACUAACAGUGAGUCAGAGCGCGAAUAACAUCCCUUCGGAGCGGAGGAAGAAAAUCAAAGAGCGAUUGCGACAAUUCCUCAGAAGGCGACCAACUCUUGAAAGUCUUCGUGAGAAAGGCAUUUUCAAAGACGAACCGGUAUUCGGAGGAAAACUCGAUAUUUUAUGUCUGAGAGACAAACAAAUGGUCCCGAAGUUUGUUCAGCAGUGCGUUCAGGCGAUUGAAGCGAAAGACUUGACAGCGGACGGCCUGUACAGAGCGUGCGGUAAUCUCUCACAAGUGCAGAGAUUGCGCUUUCAAAUCAAUAACGACGACUUCAACGGCAUUUGGGCCGAGGAUGACGUCCACGUGUUGACAGGACUCCUGAAAAUGUUUUUUCGUGAUAUGAAAGAACCCCUCUUUCCAUGCGAUCGAUUCGAUGCACUCAUGAAAAUAAUCGUGCUUUCCGAUAGGAAAACAAAGUUAGAGUCGUUAACAAAAUUAGUGAAUGCGUUACCGAAACCCAAUUACGAGACUCUGAAGCAUAUUUUGUCACAUUUACUCAGGGUGAAGGAGCACAGUGACCAGAACCGGAUGCACAUCCAGAACCUGGCCAUAGUGUUUGGGCCGACCCUAAUGUGGCCCGAAAACGAUUCAAACAACUUUGCGUUGGAUAUGAUGUUACGAAUGCAUCAAAACCAGAUCAUUGAGUUUCUGCUGCUUGAGUUCGAUAACAUGUUUUGA